Molecule: messenger RNA, 3102 nt
Organism: Passer domesticus (house sparrow)
Lineage: Eukaryota; Metazoa; Chordata; Aves; Passeriformes; Passeridae
Gene: NDEL1
Product: nudE neurodevelopment protein 1 like 1
Exons: 9
Coding region: 641-1663 (340 amino acids)
Biological process (GO): establishment of mitotic spindle orientation; cell migration; mitotic centrosome separation
Cellular component (GO): kinesin complex; kinetochore; centrosome
Molecular function (GO): microtubule binding
Source: RefSeq, a predicted model, not a curated record
AAAAAUAGAACUGCAGGAGAAGGUUCACUUCCCAGAGGUUCAGUUUCAUCCCAGCGAUGGAUGCAGGCACACAUCCAAGCGCGGAUGGAAAUGCGCCGGCUCCCGUUCCAGCACGGGCAGAACAAGCCCAAAUUGAUAGGUGAAAUCUGAUCUGGGGCUUCUGCUUGUUUGUUUUCCAUCUUCCAAUGAGACAGUGCACGUUUGCUCUGAGUUCUGGCUGAAGUGCUGGGGUUACCUUGCCGUGAGUCUUGGUUGGGUUUGCGAGGAAAAAAUCAAGAGCUUCAGCAGCUGGAGGUUACCUGUUGGUCCUCGUGGCCUGAGAAGGUGAAGAAUGAUGGAAACAAGAUUUCUUCUGCUUUUCUGCCCGUGAAUCAGCAAAAAGGGGGAAGAGGAAGAAGAGCUGGCAGUGGACAGUCAGUCCUUCCUGCUGUGCGUGGCAGCUCUGGAAGGUGCCAGCGUUGGUGACGGCGUCAUUGCCUCCGGGAAGGCGGACUGGCAGCCAGCAGGCACUUGGGCAUUUGGUGAUAGCCACAGUGGGCUGUUAUCUUGAGAGCUGAAGGCCACAUGUGAGCUUGGCAGAGCUUCUUGAUCAAGUCCUGUUUGAGCUGUUUGCCUGUUAAUUCCAAAGGUCGUGUUGAUCAUGGACAGUGAAGAAAUCCCUACUUUUUCGAGUCCAAAGGAGGAAACUGCCUAUUGGAAAGAGCUUUCCUUGAAGUACAAGCAAAGCUUCCAGGAGGCUCGUGAAGAGCUGGCUGAAUUCCAGGAGGGAAGCAGGGAAUUAGAAGCUGAGUUGGAGGCACAGCUAGUGCAGGCUGAGCAGAGGAACAGAGAUUUGCAAGCAGAUAACCAAAGACUGAAAUAUGAAGUGGAAACAUUAAAGGAGAAACUGGAGCACCAGUAUGCCCAGAGUUACAAGCAGGUGUCGUUGUUGGAGGAUGACCUGAGCCAGACAAGAGCCAUCAAAGAUCAGCUGCACAAGUAUGUGAGGGAGCUGGAGCAGGCCAACGAUGACCUGGAACGUGCCAAGAGGGCAACAAUAGUUUCAUUGGAAGACUUUGAACAAAGGCUGAACCAAGCUAUUGAGAGAAAUGCAUUUUUAGAAAGUGAACUGGAUGACAAGGAGUCAUUGCUGGUCUCUGUACAGAGAUUAAAGGAUGAAGCAAGAGACCUGCGGCAGGAGCUGGCUGUGAGGGAGAGGCAGCAGGAGGUGACCAGGAAAUCAGCACCCAGCUCCCCCACGCUGGACUGUGAGAAGAUGGAUUCAGCUGUCCAGGCUUCUCUUUCCUUGCCAGCUACACCCGUUGGAAAAGGAUCAGAAAAUAGUUUUCCUUCCCCAAAAGCUAUACCAAAUGGGUUUGGUACCAGCCCACUCACUCCUUCAGCUCGAAUAUCUGCACUCAACAUCGUGGGAGAUCUGCUACGCAAAGUGGGGGCCUUAGAAUCCAAGCUGGCUGCUUGCAGGAAUUUUGCAAAGGACCAGGCAUCACGGAAAUCCUACAUUUCAGGGAACGUCAGCAGCGCCGCGCUGGGCAGCGCCACAAAGUACCCCGGGCACACGUCCUUCUUUGACAAGGGGGCAGUGAACGGCUUUGACCAAGGGCCCCCCGGCCUGGGGGGCUCCCGCCCGUCCUCGGCGCCGGGAAUGCUCCCCCUGAGUGUAUGAGCCCCCAGGGCUUGGACUCGGAUGCUUUUCUCAGCCCAGCUCGAGAAGAACUGCUCCUGAUUCCGCCCCCUUCCCACUGGAACAUGACCCUGAGAGGAGACCCCGAGCCCACGGCCCUCCAUGUCCUGUCAAUACAGUUUGUUUUCUGCUGUCGCUGUAGUGGACGUUCUCUGCCCCGGCCCCACCAGCUGCCACCCUCUGCUGUGCUUGGGACACCGAGUGAGUCCUGCUGUGCUUGGGGACAGGCAAGUUUGGGGACACUGAGUCCUGCUGUGCUUGGGACACCGAGUCCUGCUCUGUUUGGGGACAGGCAAGGCUGGGGACACCGAGUCCUGCUGUGCCUGGGGACAGGCCCAGCCUCGCCCCUUGGCUUUCCCUCUCCUCUCAGUCUGACAGAGCCUUGGCUGCUCCUCUGACAGCUCCCCUGUCCCUGUCCCUGUCCUGCCAGGCCCUGCAGCUGCUGCUCUCAGACCUGUGGAGGUGCCCUGGGGUGGCCAGCGGUGGCCCUGGGGCCGUUGGCACUCGGGAGCCAGCCCCAGGUGCUGUCUCAGGGGCAGCUGCACCCGGGGCACUCAGAGCAGGGCUGGGUGAGCAGCUCCAUCCCUGCUGGACAGCUGGACACACACAGAGCCAGGCUCUGUGCCCACCCCAGCCCCCAGAUGCCUUGGCAGGCCUGGCACGGCUGAGCUGUUCUCCCUGGGCUCUGCCCCGUGCAGGUGGCAGUGCUGGGGCAGGGGCUGUGCCCUCAGCUGUCCCCAGGGCUGUCCCUCUGCUCCCUGCUGGACUCGGCCCCCGUCCCUCACCCCACACACAGCCCCCCCGUGGGAGCUUUAGGAACCCCCAGAACCCCCUGCCCAUCUCCCCUGUGCUGUAGGACUGGGCUGCGCAGCCUCACCGAGGGCUGCUCUGGCACUUUGGGGCGGCUGAACCUUGUGGGUCCUUCAAGCAACACAUCUGUGUGGUUUCUCUGUCCAUGUGCCUCAGAGUCAGUGGAUUUUUAUUCUGAACCAGCAAAUGGAGCCAGGGUUGGAGCUGAGGGUUCAGCAGUUGUUGGUCAGGGGCUCUGCAGCUCCCAGGUGGUUGAGUUACAGAUGCUGAGGAAGAAAACCCCACUGGCCCAGCAGUGGAGGUGGGAUUGUCCCUUUGCCAUUAGGGUUUGUAUGGUCCUUCCUUCCUGUGCAUCCUCUGCUGCAUUUGACUGUUUACAUUUGUUUUAUUGUACAUAGAUUUGUAAACAUAAUACCUUUGCCUGAGGUCUUUGUACAUAACUUGGGCUUUGUAGCUUUAUUUAUUCAGCCUCUCUCUGGCAUGUUUCCAUAGGAUGUACCGUUCCACCCUGGUGCCACUGACAUGAUGUGGUUUCAAAAGAAUGAAAACAAAUGAGAGUAAUCUUCCAAAAAUAAAGUUCUUUUAAUGUGGAAUCAGUGGAUUUUGCAGAA